AUGCAGACCCUGCUGCUGGCCUUUGGCUUCGGCCUCCUCGUGGUCCUGCAGGCCCAGGACCCCCUGGACGUGGGGACGGAGAACCAGGCCCCCUCAGGGACCUUGUACCUGAAGGCCAUGGCCUUAGACAAGGAGAUUUCAGAGCUGAAGCCGGAUUCUGUGGGCCCCGUGACCAUCGUAGCCCAGGACGGGGGCAGCCUGGAGGUCACCCUCAGCUCUGUGACAAAGGGUCAAUGCUAUAGGCUGAGCACCGUCCUGGAGAAGACCGAGCAGCCGGGCGUUUACUUGGCCUUCGAGGGCAGGACCACAGUGCAGGUCACUCAGAUGAAGGAGAAGGACCACUGGGUGUUCCAGUGCCAGGGCGAGAUCCACGGGCAGCGGUUCAAGCACGCCAAGCUGAUCGGCAAAGACCCUGAGAACAACCCGGCAGCUUUGGCGGAGUUCGAGCAGCUGGUAAAAGAAAGGGGACUGAACUCGGAGACCAUCUUAGUCCUUACACAAGGAGGUGCCCGGCCCGUGCCACGCCCCCUGCAGAACCCCCCACUGACCCUCCCCUCCUCCUAG
Lepus europaeus (European hare) is the source of this 564-nucleotide messenger RNA. Its product is annotated as major allergen Can f 1-like. The record is from RefSeq and is a predicted model, not a curated record. The transcript has 6 exons. NCBI's taxonomy places the organism in Eukaryota, Metazoa, Chordata, Mammalia, Lagomorpha, Leporidae. The coding region runs from base 1 to 564 and encodes 187 amino acids. Gene Ontology annotation, molecular function: small molecule binding.